Messenger RNA from Cygnus olor (mute swan), 573 nucleotides. RefSeq names its product mitochondrial ribosomal protein L54 (gene MRPL54). The record is from RefSeq and is a predicted model, not a curated record. The coding region runs from base 76 to 441 and encodes 121 amino acids. Gene Ontology annotation, molecular function: structural constituent of ribosome. Gene Ontology annotation, cellular component: mitochondrial large ribosomal subunit. Lineage: Eukaryota; Metazoa; Chordata; Aves; Anseriformes; Anatidae. The transcript has 3 exons.
CGGGGCGGAGCGGGACGGGGCCGGGGACGGACCGGGCCGGUGCCGCCGCCAUUUCCGGGCCCGCCCCGCCCCGCCAUGGCCGCGCGGUUGCUGCUGAGGGCGGCCAGCGCCGUGCGGCCCGGCCCGGCCCGCGGGUACGCCAAGAAGCCGGGCGGGAAGGCCAAGGGUAAGAGCGUGCUAAAGGAGGAGCUGAAGGGGCCGGAGGUGUGCACGGACCCCGUCAAGCUGGCCACCUAUGCUGUGGGCGUCAACUACCACAAGGACAGCCCUGAUGUGGCCCUGAAGCCCGACUCUGAGUACCCCGACUGGCUUUUCCAGAUCCACCUGGGGCCCCCCAAGAAGCUGGAGGAGAUGGACCCCGACUCCAUCGAGUACUGGAGGCGCCUGCGGAAGUACAACACGUGGCAGCGCAACCGGCUGAAGAAGGGCAAGAAGCUGUAGGUGCUGUGGACCUCGUGGCACCGCAGCUGCCCUGAGUGCCACAUGGAUGGCACUGGGACCAGCUCCCAUUGUUGGUCUCUUAUUCUUGCUGUGAACUGGUAAUAAAUCUCUGGCGAGGCUGAUGCCUCUUAC